This is a messenger RNA of Enterospora canceri, 504 nucleotides long. Lineage: Eukaryota; Fungi; Microsporidia; Enterocytozoonidae. The record is from the annotation of a GenBank genome assembly.
AUGAUAACUGAAUUUUCAUUAGUUGGAUACUUUAUCAUGAAGUGCUUUGCCGCAGCACUACCUGAAUACAUCGGAGUAUUUCAUCAAUGCGUAUCCUACAAUUUGAAUCACUGUAAACCAACCUGGUACGCAUUGAACAAAUCCAAGGAUGAAUUCAUUUCAUUAUGCACACUUCUCCAUAACAGAGAAAGAAACCUGACACCAAAAGCAAGGUAUAUUAUAUACGUAAUGGAAACAUACAGCCUCACUUCCGAACAGAUAACAGUCUUGAAAGAGAUCCUUAAGAAGUUUACUGAUGAAAUAGUAUUCCAAUUGAGACUGAUCUCCUACACAACAAUAUUCUACCAGGUUUACUCAUUCAACUUUCUACAAUAUUGCAGUAUCAAUGGAUUUGAUCCAAUGCACUCAUCAUUGAACAUGAUGCAGUGUAUUAAUCAGCAACAUGAUGAAACAGCCAUCAUAAAGGAUAUCCUACAUCAAAUCAACACCAUCCUCGCUCGUUAA